AACCUACUUUAUCCAUGAUAAAACAAAAUUCAUAUGACUCAACAACUAAUAGGUUACUGACAAUAUGGUCAAAAGAUGGAGGUUGUCCUUCUAGAACUGUUCCCAUUAAGAGAAUCACAAAGGAUGAUCUUAUAAGACAAAGAGAUCUGCCAUCACCGGAACCUGCCAUCUUCGACAACGAAUAUAGCAAUGACAAUAGUGAGCAAAAAGCAAGCUACAUGCCUUCUUAUGGAUAUAAGCGUGCAAUAGUUCGAACUCCAAAAGAGUCAACUACAAAGUAUACGGGAGCUGGAAUGACAACUAGUUUGUUCAAUCCUCACGUUGAAGGCAAACAAAUUAGUGCUAGUCGAAUAAGAAUUGAAAAAGGAUCGGAAAUCUUACAAGUUGGUUGGAGGGUAGAUCCAACAUUAUAUGGGGAUAAUAAAACUAGACUUUUCGUACAUUAUCAGAUAGGUGAAACCCAAUGUUUCAAUACAUUAUGCCCCGGCUUUGUGCAAGUAAACCCUGAUAUACCUCUUGAUAGUUCAUUCGAGCACAUUACACAACGUGGAGUGAAGACAUGGGAGAUCCUAAUGUACAUUUAUAAGGAUCAAGCCUAUGGACACUGGUGGCUUCUAUUGGGACAAAAAUAUGAUCUAGUUGGUUAUUGGCCGAAUAUUAUCUUCACCGAGUUGGCACAAUUUGCUACAAAAAUUGAGUGGGGAGGAUCAGUAUACAAUCCACCAGGUGUACCUGAACCCCCGAUGGGUUCAAGCUAUUUUCCUAUAGGAAAUUCUUCUUUUGAUGGGUAUUGUAGAAGCAUUGCAUUUUCAAAUGAGGAAGGAGAUUCAGUUGGAAUACAUAAUAUAUUUUGGUAUACUGAUAAUAUUUUAGCAUAUAAAGUUCUAUUCAAAUAUCUAUUGGAAGAUUCAAACAAUUUUCUUUAUGUUCUUUAUGGUGGACCUGGUAAUAAAGCACAAGUGUAAUUCU
This is a messenger RNA of Solanum stenotomum, 969 nucleotides long. RefSeq lists its product as uncharacterized. The transcript is spliced from 5 exons. The record is from RefSeq and is a predicted model, not a curated record. The coding region runs from base 15 to 965 and encodes 316 amino acids. Lineage: Eukaryota; Viridiplantae; Streptophyta; Magnoliopsida; Solanales; Solanaceae.